AUGGAAAGAACUAUUAGUCCUUACUCCCAUAUGUCUGAGCUCGAAUCUGAGGAGAUUUCUGGAGACUAUUAUAAGGCAAACGAGAAAAGACCCUCUGAAAAAUCAAAAAAUGUAAAUAAACUUCGCAAAGUUCCAAAUGACGGAGAUUAUCGUAACGAUACUUUUUCAUCAGCCUACUCAAGCAGGCCUUCCACAACUCAAUUCCAAGCCCUUGUUUUGGAUUCAAGCUUUAAUGAAACGAUUUAUACUCCAAAGCGCCAGAGCAUUGAGCCGUGCGCACUACACCGUUCCUUUCUAGAGCGAAUUGACGAGGAUAAUGGAUUAAACAAAAAGCUUUUUUCAGCUUCGAACACUUUUCGAAGCUUUAAAACUUUAUCUAUAAACCAGCCAGAAGUAAAUACUCAUGAUCCUGAGCUAUUAAAAGGAUAUAUUAGGAUUCGUGAGCUAACACCUUUUGAAGUUAUUGAAGAUAUGAAUGACGAUUUUCCCUGACUUGAUCUCAGAAAAGCAUUUUUGCGUGUCUGCUACGCGAUUUCUCAAUUUUGCUUGCACAUUGUAUCAAAUCCUGCAUUUGAUAUAUAGAAUUUUCCCAUAGAUGGCGCUGUUUGCCUUUGAUUUGCCCACUGGGAAAAUUUUUUUGGUUCGACCAGUGCCAUAUGGUUUGGUCAAACCAAAAAAAUUUCCUCAUAGGCAAAUCAAGGGCAAACAGCGCCAUCUAUGGGAAAAUUCUAUAAUAAUUCUGUGCUUUAUUUUUGCCAAUACAAUUGUUUUGUCAAUUGAAGACCCAUCAGCGAAUAUUCAGCCACCCUCUUUGGCUGCAUUAGACAGCAUUUUUUUAUAUGUAUAUACAGCAGAAGCUGGGCUGAAAAUUUUAGCAUAUGGAUUUAUAUUUAACAAAGGAGCUUAUAUUAGGGAUCCCUGAAACAUACUUGACGCUCUUAUUAUUAGCACUGCUUGAGCCUCGAUGCACGCAACGACGUCAAUUAAUUUGAAUGCAUUGCGUUCCCUGAGAAUUCUUAGGCCAUUGAAGAGUAUUUCUUCUCUCCCUGGACUGAGAGUCCUAGUUUUGGCCUUACUGAAGUCUAUUUUGCCUUUGUCAAAUAUUAUAUUAAUACUGUUUUUUGUCCUGCUUAUAUUUGGGAUCAUUGGGAACCAGCUUUUUGGUGGGCUGUUUAAGUAUCAGUGUAUGGACUUGGAGACUGGGAGAUUUCAUAUGGCGCCAGGGGAUGACGAAGUCUGUGGAAGCAGGUCUUGCCCUUGAGGAUAUGAAUGUGUGAAGAGCUUGAAUAACCCUGUCUAUGGAAAAAUCAACUUUGACAACGCUUUGAUAGGACUUCUGCAAUGCUACACUUCAAUUAGUGAAGAAGGAUGGACUCAAAUUAUGAUAAUGGGCGAAAAAGCUUUCAACCAGCCAAUCGCUGUCAUUUUUUCAAUCUCACUUAUUUUUAUUGGCACUUUUUUGCUACUGAAUAUUAUGGAGGUCGUCUUGUAUUCGAAUUUUUCGAAGGAAAUGGACAACUUGAGGCUGGAACAAAAAAAAGGAAAUAUCAUUGAAGAAGAAUCAGCCGGCUCUAGUCUAAUAGAAAACUUAGUCAGAGACCAUGACUCAUUUGAACAAGGGAUCAAUAACUGCAUAAAUGCUGACAAGACUGGAUCUGAACUAGGCGUAAACUCAGAUGAGAUUUACAAAUAUAAAAACCCAGAAACUAACAGAUCACAGCUUGAAGAUGACAAAAUUUUAUUUUCCAGCAACAAAAAACUAAAAAUGCAUGGGAUUUAUAAGCAAGCCAAGCUCAGCAUGAGAAAUAAAGUCACUGAGUUUUUUGAAGUCUUUAACUCUAUGGACAGCAGCAUCAAGCUUAACGAUGAAGAUUUGCUUGUUAAAGAUCUCGAUGAAAGCUUGCCAUCUCCAAAGUGAGAUAAAUCUAAGAGAGAAAGUGCAGGAGAGCAAAACACUUCAAUAAAUCAUGGGGAAGAAAUCUUUUUAAAAGCUGGAGCUGCUGCUCCUCCCAAGCCAAGCAUCGGAAACUCUCCUUCAGCAACCUAUGAAACUAAGCAGGAAAGUUUUUCCAAAAAAGACUCAGUGCUCUCAAGAAUGGCUUCUCUUUUUAAAAACUCUACAAAAAGAGAAACUGCUUCCAAAGUUUCUGAAAAAGCUAUUUCGCCUAUAUUGACAAGAGUAAAGAAUGUGAAAAUGGUUCAUGCAAUUUAAGUAAAUUAUGGAGUGAGGUCUUUACUCCCCUCCUGAAGUCAGAAAGCGGAUGAACCUUUCCUAUAGGAGGUCUUUGGUAGCUUUGCUACCAAUAUGGCUAACGUCUGGCUUUAAAUAGCCUAGCCUAACCUACAUGUCAAAUUUUGCAGUAAACAUUAAAAUGAUUACUAUUUUUUUCUUAAAAUUACUAUUAAAAUUAUACAUAAUAUUUUUUUGGGUUACCUGCAUGCUAAUCUAAUAAAUUCCACAGCUCUAUACAAUUAUAAGUUCUAUCAUAUUCGGUGUCUCUAAAGACCUCCUCCACAAUUUACUUAAAUUGCAUGAAUCUGUGAAAAUUAGAAAAGACCUGGCACAGAAGCUGAAACAUGUGAAGGAAACUACCAAAAUAAAAGUCUGCAUUGAAGAAAAUCAUGAAAUAACGUCAAAUUCUAUACGUGAUGUAUUUCCUGAAGAUUUUAUUUCUCAUGAUAGAAUUCACAUCGAGUCAUUGUAUGAGUAUAGGUUCACCUAUAGGGGGGGAAAAGAUGUCCUUUCCAAUUUGGAAAAACUAACCCAAACAUGGGACAACAAAGUGUCUGAUGUUCUUGACAAGUAUAGCGAAAAAGGGGAUAGAAAUGAAAUUUUCAGGUAUUUGUGCAGCAAACUAAAAAUUAGGGUGGCAUUCUAUAUGACGACAAUUGAGGUCCCAAAAAUUAUUAAGGCUAUCAAAGAGCAGGAUAAAUGGUGAAGGACAUUUGAUCAAAACAUUUCCCUUGUGAAAUUUACUUGGGAUUACUCGAAAUUUUUUCCUCUCUGAGACAUUUGCUCUUUAAAAAAAUCUAAUGAUUCAUUAUAUAUCUUGACGGAAAAAGUUCGACUAAAAUCUCUGAAGGUGUCAAAUGAGGAAAAUGUUAUAACCAAAUAACAUUUAGCCUGAUAAAGUAACAAAAAACGUGGUUGGGGAUUGGUCAGGGUAUGAUGUAAAUACCAAUGAUGGAUUAAAAACGCAUGAAUACAAAGAACAAAUGGACACUAUGACCUAUAAACUAUGAAGCAACGGUUUCAUUGGGAACUGGCAGAGACUGGUGCACCCUUUUAAACGAAUUGUGAGACACAGGCGCUUCAAUUAUGCCAUGAUCCUAUGCGUUAUAGCAAACACAAUUACUUUAUCAAUAAACCAUUAUGGGAUUGAUUCAGAAACAGACACAAUAUUGACGAUCAUAAACUCGAUUUUUACUUUCACUUUUGUAGGAGAAAUGACCUUAAAGAUCUUAGCACUUGGCUUGAUAAGCUACUGCAGAGAAGCCAUGAACCUAUUUGAUGGGUCAAUCACUAUUCUUGGCCUAAUUGAGUUUUUAUUUUUAUCAGACACAGGGAACUCAUUCCAAGCCCUCAGAGCAAUCAGAAUUUUAAGGAUUUUUCGAGUAGUUCGCGUCCUAAGGCUUUUCAGAUAUCUCCAAACAAUGACACACAUCAUAAAAAAGCUUCAAAAAAACAUCAUGAACUUUUUCUACCUAAUCAUUUUCCUAUCACUUUUUAUCCUGAUUUUUACCAUUGUAGGACUACAAUUAUACUCAGGAAAGCUUAAUUUUACUGAAGCUCACAAUCAAUAUAACUGGAACAAUUUUUAUUUCUCUUUCCUUACCACUUUCCAAAUCAUGACUGAAGAAAACUGAAACAACGAGGUCUACCUCACUAUGAGGUCCACAUAUGGAUAUGUUGGGGCUUUAUUCCCUUCUAUUUGGAUUAUGGUAGGGAACUAUAUUUUACUGAAUAUUUUUCUAGCUUUAGUUCUUGAUAUUUUUUCAACUGAAGAAGAGGAUCUGAGCUGACAAACGACAGGGUCAUACACAAAUGAGAGCAGGAGGGAAAGCAUUUUUUCAAUUUCGUCAAGGAUUAAAAAGAAAAAGGAGCAGAAGCUUAAGAUUUUGGAGGAUCUAAGCGAAAUUGAGAGUGAGAGUGAAAGCGAAAGCGAAAAUGAGAAUAGCAAUUUGAAUGAAGAAGAAAGGAAAAGGAGCCUUGAUGAACUGAAGCGGCAAAGCGAGAUGAAGAAAAUAAAGACUAUGUUUGUAGGAAUUGAUUGUGAGAGAAGCUUUUUUGUAUUGUCUAAGCAAAAUAAAAUAAGGAAGCUGUGCUAUACUCUGACGAGCAGUCCGAAAUAUGAAGCUUUAGUUUUGGUUGUAAUUAUUGUAAGCACGCUGAAGUUAAUAUGGGACACUUAUCUGUUAGACUUGCCUUCAGAUUCCACUGAAAUUGUUGUGUCUACUUAUUUUGAUCUUGUAUUUACUGUGAUUUUUGGAGUAGAAAUGGUUAUAAAAUCAAUAUCAAUGGGUUUUUUGUUUUCUAAAGGAUCAUAUCUUAGGGACAGCUGAUGCCAGCUUGAUUUUAUUAUUGUAGUUCUAUCAGUUAUCGAUCAAGCAUUGACAUCUGUGAACAUCCCAGUUAUCAAAGUGCUGAGGCUGCUUAGAAUUCUAAGACCAUUAAGGAUUAUCAGUCACAAUCUUCAAAUGAAAAUUAUGAUUAAUGCUCUAAUAGAGUCCUUGAUCUCAGUUUUUAACGUUUCUGCAGCCAUUCUUCUCCUUUGGCUGAUUUUUUCGAUUUUAGGAGUAUCACUUUUUGGAGGGAAGCUCUAUAGUUGCUCUAAUUCCAGCAUCAAUAACAGAGCAGACUGCGAAAAAUUAGGCUAUACUUGGGAUGUCAUGGAUUUUAACUUCGAUGACGUUCCUAACGGAAUGGUUGACUCCUUUAUCCUAACAACACAAGAAGGUUGACCUGACUGAAUGUACCAAACAUGUGCAGCAUAUAAAACUGACCAUGCCCCAAUUUCUGGAUACUACCCAAGCGCAGCAAUAUAUUUUAUCAUCCAUAUGUCCUUAUCUUCUAUUUUUUUCAUCAAUCUACUAAUUGGUGUUAUGUUCGAAAAAUUCGCUGAAGCCAAAAAAAACGAGAGUUCAAUAGCAGCGCUCGUUUUAUCUAAAGAACAGAUGGUAUGGGUCGAAAUCCAGUCUUUAAUUGCCCAAUCAAAACCUCAGAUUGACCAAUCUAAAAAGCCUGAAAAUAAUUUCCAAAAAUUUUUCUAUGCAAUUCAAGACCAUUGGUCGUUUAAAAUAUUUAUUAGCAUUUGCAUUGGGUGUAAUUUUAUUUUGAUGUGCAUGUAUUAUGAUCAAGCUUCUGCAGAGUACACAAGUGUGCUUGAAAAUUUUAACUCAGCAUUUACUUAUAUAUUUAUUGCUGAAGGUGCUGUUAAAAUUACAGGUAUGGGGUAUUUAUAUUUUUAUGACGGGUGGAACCGGUUUGAUUUUUUUGUAAUUAUUGCUUCUAUUAUAGACUUGAUUUUUACCUAUAUAAUUACAUCAGGGAUCCCUCUUUUAAAAACAGCGCCGCAGCUGAUAAGAACGAUAAGAGUUUUAAGGGUGACAAGGGUCAUAAGGCUGGUAAAACAGUUCAACACUUUGCAAGAAUUGAUCACUUUGGUUUCUUAUUCAAUUCCUUCAAUUUUGAAUGUAUCAUCGAUUUUGCUGCUAAUUUAUGUGAUUUAUGCAGUCCUUGGGGUUUACCUUUAUCAUUCUAUUGAUUCAGGGAAUAAUUUCAGCUCUUACGACAACAUGAAUAAUUUUGGAAGAGCAAUCAUAAAGUUGUUUAAGCAUUCAACAGGAGAAAACUGACCAGAUGCUAUGUUUGACUGUGCUAAAUCAUCAAGUGGUAGGGUUAUAGCUUAUUUGUAUUGAUGUACCUUUAUAUCUGCUACCACUUUCGUCCUGCUCAAUGUGUUCGUUAUGGUUAUUUUGCAAGACUAUGAAGAUUUCGCAAAUGACGCUCAAAGUGGUGUGAUUAUUUUUAAUAAAGAUGUCAAGCAGUUUAAAACUGCUUGGGCAACAUACUCAGCUACAAGCCAAGGAUUGAGAAUCCAUUACAAAUUUUUAGUUGAAUUAAUGUAUUCAUUAGGACCAGAACUUGGCGUACCAUCAGAUACUCCACAUGAAAGGGUAGUCAAGCUACUGUCUAUUAUGGAGCUACAUAUAGAUGAUGAAGGGUAUAUUUAUUAUAACGACAUGCUUUUUUCUGUUAUGAAAAGGAAGCAUGCAAAGGAUUUAGCAAAACAUCUUGAUGCAAAGUCACAAAAAUUGAUAAGAAAAGAAGAGCAUCAGACUAGUAAAAGAUUGCAGCAAAUGAGGGAAAAAAUAUCAAUGAAUUUCUACUCUGAAAUGAGGACAAAUAGCCAAGUGAAGAUGAAAGGUAAAACUAACUUGUUUUUUGCGAUGAUUUAUGCGAAAACUGUAUUUAGAAGCUGAAGAAGAUGGACUAAAUCUGCCUUUUGAUUAUGAGAAAAACAUUAGAAAAAUCCCUAGUUUCGAAAAUGACCAACGAUUUUUAUGCAAAAAAAUAUUUUGAGAUGUGCAAUGGUUAAAGUUACAAAUCUUCGACUAUUUCUAUUAAUGUACAGAAAGAUAUGCGCUAAAGCAUAAUUUUACAAGCUAAGUUAUAUUUACUUUCAAAUAUUUACAAAAUUUUUAAUAUGAAAAAAAUUAUAUCCUUCAUUGAAGAAUAAAAACUUGACCACUAGCAAGGGAGGAUAAGAAGAAAAAAGAGGAUGCUAAUAAAUCAGGCGAUCUUAGCAUUACACCAAGGUUCUCAGACGUCGAGUUCCCAGGAGAUAAUUCUUUAUUGUCAUCUGAAGCUGAGAUUAUAUAG
This is a messenger RNA of Blepharisma stoltei, 6883 nucleotides long. The record is from the annotation of a GenBank genome assembly. NCBI's taxonomy places the organism in Eukaryota, Ciliophora, Heterotrichea, Heterotrichida, Blepharismidae.